AUUUGCUGCCUUGACGUGCUCAUUGACGUCACAAGCCGCCCUCUCAUCAAGCCGGACAGACAUGGACGUCCAUCUCCUUGUAUACGACCUCUCCCGCGGCUUGGCCCGCCAAAUGUCCAUGGGCCUUCUUGGGUUCCAGCUCGACGCCAUCUAUCACACCUCCAUCGAGCUCCAGGGCCGCGAGUAUGUCUACGACGGCGGCAUCAUCUCCAUCGUGCCAGGCACUUCACAUCUGGGCCAGCCCAUGGAGAGGCUCUAUCUCGGCAAGACGAACCUCCCCAUGGACGUGAUUGAAGACUAUCUGGAGUCAAUACGGUCUAUCUUUACGAUAGAGGCAUAUGACUUGUUCCGCCACAACUGCAACAACUUCACCGAUGCAUUCUCCAACUUUCUCCUCGGCAAGGGCAUCCCGAGCCACAUCUCACAGAUGCCACAGGCAGUCCUCGACUCGCCGUUUGGACGCAUGCUGAUGCCGCAGCUCACCCAAGGCGUCAACGCCAGCAGGCAAAACGGCUCCAUCCUGGGGCUGCAGCAGAGUGCUCAGCCAACCGCACCCGGCAGGGUGGCCUCGUCGGUCAAGAAUGUGACCAGUCAAUCGGAACUGACAGCUCUUCUGGAUCAAGCAAAGGGGUCCUGCGCAGUCGUCUACUUUACCUCGGCCACUUGCGCUCCGUGCAAGAUGCUCUAUCCCUUGUACGACGAACUAGCCGAUGAGUUUGCCGGCAAGGCCAUCUUUAUCAAAAUUGACAUUGCGCAACCGCAGGCUAGCUUGGUCGCCAGUCAGUAUUCGAUCAGUGCAACUCCCACGUUCAUCACUUUCCUCAAGGGGCAGCAAGAGAACAGAUGGUCUGGCGCUGACCAGGCUGCUCUGCGGGGGAAUGUCCAGCUGCUGGUACAGAUGGCACAUGUUCGCCAUCCCCAUGAGAAGCUCCGUCUCCCCACGUUUGCCAAUCCUAAUACGAAGCCUGUGUUGUUUACCAAGGUACCACCGAUAUCGAAGCUGGUAGCCAAGAUGGGGGAUGAGAUGGCCAGCAAGCCCGAAGUUCAGCAGCUGAAGCGAUUUGUUGAGGACCGUGCCAAGGGUGAAGCUCUGGAUGCGGUGCUGCCAAACAUGGGGCACAUGGCCGCUUUCCUCCAGGAGUCAAUCGAAAAGCUGCCCGUUGAACUCAAGUUUGCUAUUGUUGAUCUUUUGCGUUGUGCUCUUCUCGACCCCCGAGUCAGCGGGUAUUUUGCCGAAGAGACGGCGCACAAGACGGUUGUGACCAUUCUCGAUGCCGUCAACAAGCAGGACCAGUGCCCAUACGCGUUACGCCUUGUGACGUUGCAGAUGGCAUGCAAUCUCUUCUCCACUCCCUUGUUCCCGGACGAGAUCUUGCGGAACGAACGUCUUCGGGGACCGAUUACGGCGCUUAUAUCAAGCAGUUUCCUCGACGACAGCCAUAGCAACACUCGCGUGGCGGCGUCCUCCCUCCUGUUCAACAUAGCUCUGGCAGACCGCAAACCAAAGCUCGGCGAGGCUGGAUCGAGAUUACCCGACGAGCACCUCAUCGAGCUCGCAGCAUCCGUGGUAGAGGCAAUCGCCCAGGAAGAGACGUCGGCGGAAGCUCUUCAGGGCAUGCUAUCGGCACUGGGCCACCUGGUCUACUAUACGCCUCUGGACGGAGAGCUUGCCGACCUCCUCCGGGCUCUGGAUGCCGAGGGAACGGUGUUGGCGAAGAAGAAGGCCUUUCCCAACGAGGCGCUGAUUGCGGAAGUGGGAGGCGAGCUGCUUGGAAAGGGCCUCAAGGCGGAGUCGGCGUGAUGACUGAUCACCUAUACUUA
Trichoderma citrinoviride is the source of this 1821-nucleotide messenger RNA. Its product is annotated as DUF862-domain-containing protein. The transcript is spliced from 4 exons. Gene Ontology annotation, biological process: protein modification by small protein removal. The record is from RefSeq and is a predicted model, not a curated record. Gene Ontology annotation, molecular function: peptidase activity. Bases 62 to 1801 code for a protein of 579 amino acids. NCBI's taxonomy places the organism in Eukaryota, Fungi, Ascomycota, Sordariomycetes, Hypocreales, Hypocreaceae.